GACACGGACGGGGGACGGGGACCGGCCGCCGCUCGGUCGCCCCCGCCUCGCAGGACGCCCCCGCGGCCAUGGCCAGCGGUAGCCCCGCCAGGAUGGCCGGCGGCGCCGGGCAGCCGCCCUUCCUGCAGCCGGCGUGCUUCUUCGCCGCGGCGGUGGCCGCCGCCGCCGCCGCCCCACCGGGGCCGCCCCCGGGGCCGCCGCCCCAGCCGCCGCCGCCGCAGCUGAGCCCGGCGGGCGGGCAGCCCUCCCCGGGAGGCAAAGCCUCGGGGCCGCGGGCCGCCAAGCGGCAGCGCUCGGCCUCGCCGGAGCUGAUGCGCUGCAAGAGGCGGCUCAACUUCAGCGGCUUCGGGUACAGCCUGCCGCAGCAGCAGCCGGCGGCCGUGGCGCGGCGCAACGAGCGGGAGCGCAACCGGGUGAAGCUGGUCAACCUGGGCUUCGCCACCCUGCGGGAGCACGUCCCCAACGGGGCCGCCAACAAGAAGAUGAGCAAAGUGGAGACCCUCCGCUCCGCCGUCGAGUACAUCCGCGCCCUGCAGCAGCUCCUCGACGAGCACGACGCCGUCAGCGCCGCCUUCCAGGCCGGCGUCCUCUCGCCCACCAUCUCGCCCAGCUACUCCCACGACAUGAACUCCAUGGCGGGCUCCCCCGUCUCCUCCUACUCCUCCGACGAGGGCUCCUACGACCCGCUCAGCCCCGAGGAGCAGGAGCUGCUCGACUUCACCAGCUGGUUCUGAGAGCCGGCGGUCCGUGUCCCCCGUGUCCCCCCCCCGCCCCGCGGUAGGUGGGUACGCGCCCGCGGAGGGCCGGGGGGCG
This is a messenger RNA of Aquila chrysaetos chrysaetos, 813 nucleotides long. It is a transcript of the gene ASCL1, whose product is annotated as achaete-scute family bHLH transcription factor 1. Gene Ontology annotation, molecular function: protein dimerization activity; DNA-binding transcription factor activity, RNA polymerase II-specific; RNA polymerase II transcription regulatory region sequence-specific DNA binding. Gene Ontology annotation, biological process: regulation of neurogenesis; sensory organ development; neuron differentiation. The record is from RefSeq and is a predicted model, not a curated record. Gene Ontology annotation, cellular component: RNA polymerase II transcription regulator complex. Lineage: Eukaryota; Metazoa; Chordata; Aves; Accipitriformes; Accipitridae.